AAUUGACAACUGUCAGUUACCACGAGACGAAAAUUGGAAUUGUAAAUUGUAAACUUGAGUAUAGGAAACCUGCAUUAUAUUUGAAUUCUAUUAUAACUCAGGUAAAUCAUUGGAAGUUUCUCGAAUUUCCUUACCGGCGAUAUCCUUCCUGUUUUUCUUGCACACCGGAUGAAGUAAGUCUGCAGAUUAACAAUGCCGCAGUCACGUCGCAAAGCCCCAUUCAGUGGGAAGGCUAAGAAGCAACAACUGCAAGCUAAAAAGAAUAAGAACUUGCUGGUAUCUGCAUCAACAAGUUCGAAUGCAUAUGAUGUGGUAUCCGUGAACUACCAACCGAAGGCGCGUGGACGUGAUACAAAUAGAUAUGCUCUCAAAUUCUACAGAGAAACGGAUGAGGAACUCAAAAUGAAGAAAGAAGAUUCAAUGAAAUCAUUGAAUAGGGUAUUAGAGAAGGAUAUGGAGGUAGAUCCGACAGAUUACUUCCCAUCGGAUAUCUCAUUCCCGAAGCGACCUCCAUGGGACUUCUCUAUGACUGCUGCCCAACUGGAUGCACAGGAACAGAAGUACUUCAGGGAGUAUAUAGAUGCACUGCAAGCGUCCGAACAUUGGAAGGACAUGUCAUAUUUUGAGCUGAAUUUGGAGACGUGGCGUCAGUUGUGGCGUGUAUUGGAGAUGUGCGAUGUCUUAUUGUUGAUUGUGGAUAUUAGAUAUGCUGGUAUGAUGUUUCCCCCAUCUUUAUAUGAAUAUGUUAAACAACAGAAAAAGAAUAUGAUUUUGGUGCUAAAUAAGAUAGAUUUAGUACCGGCAUCUGUUGUGGCCGCUUGGAAGGAAUUUCUACUGAAGAAGUAUCCCGAUUUGAAAAUUGUAUAUUUUACAUCUUGUCCGGGAUAUAAUUUGAGAGGAAGUACCAGUGAUAGAACUGGUCUUCAAAUACGCAGACGUAGAGGGAAGCAACGUAUGUGUGUUGAAGGCGCUAUGAAGAUAUAUGAGGCUUGUAUGGAAAUUGUGAACGACGAAAUUGACUUAAGCACGUGGAAGUUGAAAAUAAUCGAAGAGAAUAAUUUGGAGUUCGAUUAUGAUAAGGCUGCUUCAGUUGGUGAAACUAUUAUCCAGGAAGUGGAUACAACAUUUUAUAGACAUGAGAAAUAUAAAAAUGAAAUUUUAACAAUAGGAUGUGUUGGACAACCAAAUGUAGGGAAAUCCUCUCUAAUGAACGCUAUAAUGGGAAAGAAAGUUGUCUCAGUAUCAAAAACUCCGGGACAUACAAAACAUUUUCAAACAAUAAUGCUGACUCCGCAGGUACGUCUGUGUGAUUGCCCGGGGUUAGUGUUUCCAUCCAAAGUCCCCCGACCCAUACAGAUAUUGAUGGGAUCAUAUCCCAUCGCUCAACUGAGAGAGCCUUAUACUACUAUCAGGUAUUUAGCAGAAAGGUUAGAUUUGCCCAGACUACUGCGUCUGGAGCAUCCAGAUUUAGAUGACACCUGGUCUCCUAGAGACAUCUGCGACGGAUGGGCCAAAAAACGUAGCUACCUCACCGCUAAAGCCGCCAGGUUAGAUACAUACCGAGCAGCGAAUAGUCUUUUAAGGAUGGCUUUAGAUGGAAGGAUAUGUUUGUGGCUUCGACCACCAGGUUUUACUGAGGAAAAGUAUAAAUACGAGUCUUGUGAGGAAACUGAAUACAUUAAUUGGGUGAAAUCAACAACGAGUUAUUUAGACGCGGAUUCCGGUAAUUCCGAUACCGAUAUUUCCGAAUCCGGUAAUGAACAAGAAAGUGAAACUGAUGAUGAAGAACAAACAGCGAUGGCGAAUAAAUUCGCCGCUUUGGCGAAUGUUGAAUGAAGAUUUGAUGAAACGCACAUUUGACACAACUGUUUAGUCUCGCUUUGAUUUUAUUUU
Papilio polytes (common Mormon) is the source of this 1893-nucleotide messenger RNA. It is a transcript of the gene Ns4, whose product is annotated as guanine nucleotide-binding protein-like 1. NCBI's taxonomy places the organism in Eukaryota, Metazoa, Arthropoda, Insecta, Lepidoptera, Papilionidae. The record is from RefSeq and is a predicted model, not a curated record. Bases 193 to 1836 code for a protein of 547 amino acids. The transcript has 12 exons. Gene Ontology annotation, molecular function: GTPase activity; GTP binding.